AUGUCGGACUAUUUCCCCCAAGAAGUGUUGAUCGAAAUACUCUCAAGAGUCCCGGUGAAUUCUCUGCUGAGAUUCAGGUGUGUGUCUAAGUCCUGGCUCUCUCUCAUCACCAGCCCUAAUUUCAUCAAUACCCACGUCAAUCAGUCCAACAACAACAACUCUCACCUUCUCAUCAGGUACUUCUCUCUCAACCCCAGCAGCCAAGAGCGCUAUUCGGUCCAUUUCGACACCCAAACAACACUCGAUCACUAUACAGAAUUCAACUGUCCAUUCAAGACCCGUUCGAAAACCUUCUUCCGACUAGUGGGCACUUGCAAUGGCUUGAUUUGCCUCUCAGACGACCAAUUUGGCUACACCUACACUCUAAUCAUCUGGAACCCGGCGAUUCGGAGGUGUGUGAGCCUUCCUAGGCCUCGCGUAUGCUUCGAUGUCUAUGGUCCUUAUAUGUUUGCUCUUGGGUUCGGAAUCGAUUCUCGAACCAAUGACCACAAGCUGGUGAGGCUCGCGUGGCUCCAAAACAGAGUGGGUUCUUGGGAUACAAGUAAAGGUGUUACGCGACUGUUGUAUGCAGGAGGGGAGGAGGGUUAUCUACCUCCUCCUGAAGUCGAGGUCUUCUCUCUCAGCACUGGCUCUUGGAAGACGGUUAAUGCUGAUGCUCCUCCGUAUAAAAUGAUUGAUCAUUUCUGCUCGGCAGUUUUUCUCAAAGGGUCUCUGCAUUGGCUCGCUCAUAAGCGAAUGGAUGACUCGAAUCGCAGUUAUCACAGUGCAAUUUUGGCAUUCGAUAUCGGUCGUGAGGUGUUCGACGACAUGAUUCUUCCAAAACGGUUGGCUAGCAAGUUUCCACUCAACUUGACAAUUGGAAUGUUUGAGGAGACACUUGCUGUUUUUCACUAUGAUGACUGGAAUUUGACCAAGCGUUGUGCUGUGUGGGUGAUGGAACAGUUCGGGGUAGCUGAGUCCUGGAGGAAGCAAUUCACUGUUGAGAUUCAAGAAGGAAUAGGGGCGGCACUCGGGUUUAGGAAGAAUGGGGAAAUGAUACUGGUGAAGGGUAAUGAUGAAGUGGUUCUGUAUGACCCGGGCAGUAAAGCUUUUAACAGUCUUGGAAUUCAUAGCAAUAGAGACUCAGUUUUUGUGGGUACCUAUGCUGAGAGCCUGGUUCUGCUUGAUGGAGUGAAUGUAGUCUUGGGGGCACAGGUGGAGUCUUGUUCCACUAUUAAUUCUGAGGAAGAAGCUGUUUCGGGUAGUCAAGAUGAAGCCACACGUCUGGCGGAUGCACUUCAACAAAACUCCAUGAUGAAUCGCUUUUUUGCAGUACAUUUUCUCAGUUACUAG
Cornus florida is the source of this 1332-nucleotide messenger RNA. RefSeq names its product F-box protein CPR1-like. Bases 1 to 1332 code for a protein of 443 amino acids. The transcript has a single exon. The record is from RefSeq and is a predicted model, not a curated record. Gene Ontology annotation, molecular function: protein binding. NCBI's taxonomy places the organism in Eukaryota, Viridiplantae, Streptophyta, Magnoliopsida, Cornales, Cornaceae.